Messenger RNA from Coccomyxa subellipsoidea C-169, 774 nucleotides. RefSeq names its product P-loop containing nucleoside triphosphate hydrolase protein. The transcript has 6 exons. Gene Ontology annotation, molecular function: microtubule binding; ATP binding; microtubule motor activity. The coding region runs from base 1 to 774 and encodes 257 amino acids. The record is from RefSeq and is a predicted model, not a curated record. NCBI's taxonomy places the organism in Eukaryota, Viridiplantae, Chlorophyta, Trebouxiophyceae, Coccomyxaceae. Gene Ontology annotation, biological process: microtubule-based movement; mitotic spindle organization.
AUGGCCUAUGGGCAAACAGGCUCUGGAAAGACACACACGCUGAUAGGAGACAUCAGCAGUGGUCAGGAGAAGGGGCUGCUGGCGAGAGCAGUCAAUGAAAUUGCAGUGGGCGUGGCAGAGUGCACAGAUGACUGCUACUUUCAGGUGAACCUGUCGGUGGUGGAGAUCUACUGCGAGCGCAUCCGGGACCUGCUGAGCAGCGAAGCCGGCAGCGACAAUUUGGUGGUGCAGCAGGACCGCCAGCGAGGCGUCUGCAUUGCUGGCGCAACCCUGGUGCCCGUGCAGACAGAGAGGGAGCUGGUGGAGUUGAUGCAGCAGGGCAUAGCCAAGCGCACAGUCGCCAGGACUGGCAUGAAUGCUGCAAGCAGCCGCUCCCACUGCCUCGUCAUGCUUGCAAUUGAGAAGCACUGGCCCGACGGGAGCGUCGGCCACGGCAAGCUGUGCCUCGUGGACCUUGCAGGUUCUGAGAGGCAGGACCGCACCGGGGCGGAGGGGGUGACGUUCGAGGAGGGCAAGCUCAUCAACAAGUCCCUGUCAGCGCUGGGCAAUGUGGUCAAUGCUCUGACAGACGGCCGGUCCGCGCACAUCCCCUACCGCGACUCCAAGCUCACCCGCGCUCUGGCGGAUUGCCUGGGCGGCAACUCCAGGACUGCGCUGAUUGUGUGCUGCUCGCCCAGCAGCGACAACGCGGCCGAGACACUCUCCUCGCUGCGAUUCGGGGCACGCGCCAAGGGCGUUGUCAACACGCUGCAGGCACGCCCCUGUACUGCUUGA